GAAGUUCUGAAAAUUUUUGGCGGGUCGGCGACACGCUUGCCAUUGGAUGCAUCUUGAUUAAAGGCUCAGAGCGGAGGCAGCGUGCUUGGGGAGUGCGAGAGGGUGAAACACUGCCCGCAACUCCGCUGAGCUGAUCUUUUUGGAAGUUUCAUUAUUAGGAGACAGGGUCGGAAGAUGACCAUGGCCCUGGGAAUCGGAAAGUCUGUCGUGGACCGUAAAGACAGUCUAGAUGGUGCUAGCAUUGCGAGUUUCUAUGCUUCACUAGUGGGACUCAGCAACCGUGCAGGUGACGCAGAAGCAGGGAAUGGGGGCAUCCGUGAUGCACCAGGGCACUCUGAGGCCGGGCCAGGUGUUGGGAACACCAGCCGAGAGAUUCCAGUGGAGAGGCUACUGAACAGAGGGAGGCACGAUGAAACCGAAAAGCGAGAGAAGUAUACUGAAGUGGAAGAGAUCCUCUCAAACAGGAUAGAUUCACACAGGGAAGCAGGCAGUAGUCUCAGGGAUGACUGUACAGACAUACAACAAGAUUGGCGCAGUCCGAGUCAGUCAGUAGAUGGUGCUGGGCCAAGACCAGGGGUGAAUAAGGGCUUUCAAACAAAGACUUUUGAUCACUCGGACUUUAGUAAAGAGCAACGAAAUUUCGAGCCAGGAUCUUUUGGCGGUGGUUCUAGCGGGCGGAACCUAGACGGAGGGGGGCAAGGAGUCAGGUCACUUGGCGCCCAAGACAAAAGAGCCCCUGCGUACCGGAUGAAGAUCCCGGAAGAAAACAUAGGCUAUAAGAUGUUGAAGAAAGCUGGCUGGAAUGAGAAGACAGGUUUAGGGGCAUCAGGGCAGGGACCCCUGGAACCAUUGAAUGCGCAUAUGAAGGGGGAUAAGCGAGGCAUCGGCGCUGACAAGCAGGCCAAGCAAGUGCCAGGAGUCAGUUCCACCAAGAAGCGAAAGGAUGUGCCAGAAUCUGGGACUAGCGCUGAUCGAGGCAAGCGACAACUAACCCGGGCAGAAUUGAAGCAGAAGAAGGAAAGGGAGAAGGAAAAGGAAGAGGCCAUUGCUAAGUACAUAUACCGAGCCUUUGCCCCGGACAAUGUCUGAGACUGCUUCAGCACAGCGGUGCGUGGCAUGUUCGAAGCUGACGUGGCUAGGACUAAGGAUUUCGGGAGAUCAAUCUUAUACCAAUUGGCUCGCAUCCCUCACUUCGUUCAGUCCUUGCUUUCGUUUUCACAAGAUCCUUCAGUAAGUACUAGCUAAGGAGCGGGUAUGUUGGAGAACGAAGCGAGUCUAUGAUUGACAGGUUGCACA
Messenger RNA from Klebsormidium nitens, 1296 nucleotides. Lineage: Eukaryota; Viridiplantae; Streptophyta; Klebsormidiophyceae; Klebsormidiales; Klebsormidiaceae. The record is from the annotation of a GenBank genome assembly.